AUGUCCUACCUUCAUCACACCCCUCUCAACCCUCCCACCAAUAUUCACCAUCACAUCAUGAUGCCAACUACAUCACCAACAACACAUCCUAUGAAUUUAAACUCUCAUCAUCAUGCAUUUUCCCAAAUUUCAAACUACAACUCCACCAACAAUAACAAUGCCAACAACAUUAUCCUUCCACCGUUUGACCCUGAUGAUCCACUCUUUCAGGUGGCAUCUUCAUCUUCGGAUCAUUUUGUUUUCAAUACCAAUGCUCCAUCCUAUGAUAAUGAAAUGAUGCCUAUUCCACAAUUACAUUCCUCUCCUUCAUCUCAUCAAACAAUCAGUUCAAAUCAUGCUGGUGUUCAACCCAAUCCAACAUCAACCACUAGUAAUAGUAUAAUACCCAUGUCUAACGAUAACAUGAUGUACACCAAUUCCAUUCAUAAUAGCCAUCCACUGAAUUCCUUGAUGAUGGGUAGCAAUAGCCAACAACCACCAACACCAACAACACCAUCCACACCAAGCGAAAAGAAAAAGAAGGCUGGAGAAGGACUUGUCCGUAAAUUGUGUUGUCUUUGCGAGAAUGAAAAGGGACAUCCCAAUGGUUUUCUUGUUGCAGUUGAUCAAAUCAAGAGAAUUCCAUCACAUUUGAGCUACAUGGUCUCCGACAAACAUUUAGAUUACUUGAAAAAGCAAAGACAAGCCAAGAACAUUUGUUGCGAUCAAUGUUGGGAAACCAAAAUCCAACCUGUAGUUGGAAACACUAGUAGCAGUAGUGGAGCUGUUGAUGGUAAUAACACUCCAUCAACUUCUACACCAACAACAUUGGCCAAUGAUGGCUCAGCCUCAAUGUAUGGAUCAAAUUUGAUGUUUAGUAAUUAUUCAGGUGGUAGCAAUGUCAUGAAUACCCUAAUGAACACUCUAAAUAAUAAUUCUAACCACUCGUAUGGUACAAUGAGUUUGAACAACACUAUGAAUCACCAGUUGACCAUGAAUCAACUCAGCAAUACUCCACCAACAACAAUUAUUACUCAAUUUACACCUCAAGACUUUACAGAAACAAAGAGAAAAAUUACAUCCCCCAACUCAAAACAAAAAGCACCUAAAAAACAGAAAAAACAAGAGCAACCUCCUGCAGCUGCUGCAACUCUUUCGUUUGACCAAGUUUAUAACAAGCCUAUCGAUGUGAGAAAGCAAUUUUUAAGGGAAAAUAUUGAACCCAUGCUGCUCAACGAUGUGUGCCGAGGAAAUAAGGAAGCGUUCCACACCCUUCUAGAAGAUUUGUCGCAAAACAAGCAUUUCACAAUUCAAAAUUACAGGUUGGAAACUCUUCUCAAACCAACUAGAAAUGUCAACAAGCCAAUCUCUUCAUCUCAAAUUACAAGACACAUCUUGAGAAAGAGAAAAAAGUAA
Molecule: messenger RNA, 1395 nt
Organism: Naegleria lovaniensis
Lineage: Eukaryota; Heterolobosea; Eutetramitea; Acrasida; Naegleriidae
Exons: 1
Coding region: 1-1395 (464 amino acids)
Source: RefSeq, a predicted model, not a curated record